Neohortaea acidophila is the source of this 4430-nucleotide messenger RNA. Its product is annotated as DNA repair protein Rad50. The record is from RefSeq and is a predicted model, not a curated record. Lineage: Eukaryota; Fungi; Ascomycota; Dothideomycetes; Mycosphaerellales; Teratosphaeriaceae. Bases 254 to 4159 code for a protein of 1301 amino acids. Gene Ontology annotation, molecular function: single-stranded telomeric DNA binding; double-stranded telomeric DNA binding; G-quadruplex DNA binding. Gene Ontology annotation, cellular component: nucleus; Mre11 complex; condensed nuclear chromosome. Gene Ontology annotation, biological process: telomere maintenance via telomerase; telomere maintenance via recombination; chromosome organization involved in meiotic cell cycle. The transcript has 3 exons.
GCGACAAUUGAUUCACCGCGAAGAAGCAAACGAAGGCAAACACGACACAAGACCACCACUAAUGACCUCUCCAUCCUUCACCUUUCCCUACAUUCACCGGUUUGCUACCAUCUACUUCUCAUGUUCACACCCCACCUUGCAACCUUCCCCUCCCUCUUCCUAUGAAGUCAAGGCAGCAGGUGGGGAUCUCCACGCCUUCCAUCCCACAUCCUCCCCUUGACUUCCACGGAUCAUUCCUCAACACUCAUCCACCAUGUCGAGGAUCGACAAACUCUCCAUCCUGGGCGUGCGCUCCUUUGACAACAUCCGCUCCGAAACCAUCCAAUUCCAUCCACCCUUGACUCUGAUCGUCGGCCUCAACGGCUCUGGCAAGACGACCAUCAUCGAAUGCCUCAAGUAUGCCACCACCGGCGACCUCCCGCCCAACACCAAGGGCGGCGCUUUUGUCCACGAUCCCAAGCUUUGCGGCGAAAAAGAAGUCCUCGCCCAGGUCAAGAUCGCCUUCAGAUCCGCCGAGGGCCACCAGCUGGUCUGCACCCGCAGCUUGCAGCUCACCGUCAAGAAGGCCUCUCGUUCCAUGAAGACCAUGGAAAGCUCCCUGAGCAUCAAAAAGGAUGGCUACAAGACCGUCAUUAGCACUCGCGUCGCCGAUUUGGUGACCUUGAUGCCGCAGUACCUUGGCGUGUCAAAUGCCGUCCUGGACUGCGUCAUCUUCUGCCAUCAGGAAGACUCUUUGUGGCCGCUGUCGGAGGCCGGAAAGCUGAAGGGAAAAUUCGAUGAGAUCUUCGAAGCCGAGAAAUACACCAAGGCUGUCGUUGACAUCAAAAAGCUCCAGAAGGGCAAGCGCGAGGAGCUUGGUAAAUUCAAAAAGGACGAAGAGUACACCAAAGUCGUCAAAGGCAAGGCCGAGCAGAACACGCAGCGCAAUGUCAAGCUCUCCAACGAGCUCACUCGACUUUCGGAGGAGUACGAGGCGAUCGGAAUCAAGAUCGAAGAGGCUGCGAAGAAGUCCGAGGAGUUCGCCGAGAAGGCAAACAGCGCCGGUCAGAUCGUCUACCGGCUCGAUGGAAAGCGCAUUGAAGAGCGCACCAAGGAGGAGAGCGUGGAGUCGUUGCGGGAGAAUCUGCACGAGAUGACCGAUUCCGACGAGGCUCUCCAACACAUGCUGGAGCAGUAUGAAGAGCGGGUGGCGGCCUACGACAACGAUCUCGCCAAUCAAAAGGAGCAGUACGCCAACCUGGCCGAGGAGAUGAAGGGCGCCCGAAGCCGCUUGGUCAACAAGGAACGGGAGUGCGGCACGUACGAAGCUCAGAAGCAGGCCUACGAACGCCAGGUGCAGAACCGUGAGUCUCUCGUCAAGGAAACCGCUCGCAGCCACAACAUCCGCGGCUUCGACUUGGAGGUGGAUGACGCGCAGGUUCAGGCGUUCAUGGACCGAAUCAACAAGAUGGCGCGCGAACAGAACGCUUCUCUCGAGCGCGCCAGGCGUGAGACUCAAGAAGAGUUACAGCGGGCGCAGAAGGUGUUGAAUGACAUCGACCAGCAAAAGACCAGUCUCACCCAACGCAAGGAGCUCGCCCGGCAGGCCAUCACCAAGAAUGACCGCAAGAUCGCCGACCUGCAAACCGCAUUCAACAAAGUCAACAUUGACGAAGGAGCAAAAGCAACGCUGGAAUCAAAUCUACGCGACACCGAAGCCAAACUGGAGACUGCAAAGGCAGCCGUGGGAAGCGCGAAGUGGGACAGCAGCAUCGAGAACGCCGAGACCGAACUCCACCAGCUCGACGAUCGGAAGGAGAAGCUGGAGGCCGAACUGGUCGAAGGGACCAAACAAGCCGGUGAUUCUGCCCGCCUUGAUUUCGUUCAGAAAGAACUCAAGACUAGUCAGGGAGGCUUGGAGACCAUGAAGGGUGCACACGGUGACAAGAUCAGCUCUGUUGUCGGUCAAGCAUGGACACCCGCAACUGUGGAGUCCGACUUCCAGCGUGCAGUCACGCAAAGCGGCAGCCACGUGACUGAGGCGGAGAGACAGCGUGACGGGACGAAUCGCGAGAUGGAACAGAUCGAGUUCAAGCUCAGUGCCGCCAAGGGGGAGCUCAAAACCAAGCGCACCGCAGUGCACACGGCAGAGAAAGCGAUUCGUGAUGCCGUGGGAUGCGAGGCUGCCGACUUUCCCGACCAGCUCCAACAAAUUGCACAUGGCCGCGACAUCGCCAAAUCGGAUGCCGAGUCGUUCUCGAGAGUCCUGGAGUAUCUGGACUCUUGUAUCAAGAACGCAAAGGACCACAACGGCUGUCGCACGUGUGCUCGUCCCUUCAAGAACGCGCAGGAGCUGGAAAAGAUGGUGAAGACUGUCGAGAGCCAAAAGAAGCGUCUGGAGGGCGGAGAUGCGCUGAAGGACGACCUCAAAGAAGCCGAGGAGGCCUUGAAAGAAGCUACGGCAGUCAGCACUCAGUACGACACGUGGAAGAAAGUCAAGGCCGAGCUUCCGGAUCUGGAGAAGAGGGCAGGCGAACUCGCAGAGCAGCAUGAGAAGCUUGUUCGCCAACUUGAAGACCAAGACGCAAUUGUGCGCGACCGUCAGGCAUCGAAGAGAGAUGUUGAGGCUCUGAGCAAGACCGUCCAAAACAUCGCCAAGUACAGCACCGACAUUGCGAACUUCGAGAACCAGAUCAAGGAGUUGACGGCGAAGCAAAAGGCAGCCGGCCUGUCCCGCGGACUGGAGAUCAUCCAGGACGACAUCAAGAAGGUCAACGAUCUUGCCCGGACCACCAAGGCUCGUCUUGCCAAGAGCACUGGUGACCGCGAGCGCUCUACAAAGCUGAUCAACAGCUUGGAGCUGGAACGGAGGGACGUUGAGCAGAAGCUGAGCACUGCCGAGUACCAGCUCAAAGAGAAGAGGUCGCUCGAAGGUCAGAUCGAAGAGUACCGCGGGUUGAACAGCGAGCAGCGCGAGACGGUCAAGACGAUGGACAAUGAUUUGCAGGCGCUCGUGCCCCAAAUGUCGCAGGCCCAAGCGAAAUACGAUGAUAUUGCAGUCCGUGGUGAAGACAAGACCCGCGAGUUGCAGGCCGCGGCGAACAAGCUCAACAGCAGCUUCAGCGAUCUCAAGAAGGCCGACGAAGAGGUCAAGUCGUAUGUGGAGAGAGGCGGGCCAGAGCAACUCGCGCGUGGAAAGCGUGAGAUCUCGGCGCUCGAAGAUGAAAUCACGCGAGUUGAGCAGGAGGUCAGUCGCACUGUCCGAGCGGUGAAGGAUCUGGAGAAUCAGCUUCGCAACCAUUCCGAUACGAGACGCAGCAUCUCCGACAACCAGCGCUUCCGUCGAGACCUUCGCCAGCUGCAAUCAGUCCGUGCGGAGAUUGCAGAGCUGGAGUCUCACAAUGCCGAGGAGGACAAGAGAUACCACGACAACGAGGCGCAGAAGUGGCAGAGGGUGCGAAACAAGCUCACCGGCGACCAAGCUACCAUCAGCGGAUCGGUCAGGACCAUGGACGACCAGUUGAAACAGCUCCGGGCGGACUGGGAGACGGACUACAAAGAUGCUGCGAAGAAGUACAAGGAAGCGCACAUCAUGGUGGAGACGACGAAAGCGUGCGUGGAUGAUCUGGGUCGCUACAGCGCCGCUCUGGACCAGGCCAUCAUGAAGUACCACUCGAUCAAAAUGGAGGAAAUCAACCACAUCGUCGCCGAGCUGUGGCGCAGCACCUACCAAGGCACGGAUGUCGACACCAUCAUGAUUCGCAGCGAGAGUGAGAACGUCACGAGCACCAAGAGCUACAACUACCGCGUCGUCAUGGUCAAGCAGGACACGGAAAUGGACAUGCGCGGCCGUUGCUCCGCCGGGCAGAAGGUGCUUGCCUCCAUCAUCAUCCGUCUCGCGCUGGCAGAGUGUUUCGGCUCUGGCUGCGGCAUGAUUGCGCUCGAUGAGCCGACGACGAAUCUCGACGAAGCAAACAUCAAGGCGCUCGCGAAGAGUCUGAAGGAGAUUGUGAAGAAGCGGCGCGACCAGCCGAACUUUCAACUGAUCAUCAUCACGCACGACGAGGAGUUCCUCCGGGCGAUGGGCAGUUCGGAGAUAGCGGAUGUGUACUGGCGGGUAUCGAGGAACGAGAGGCAAAAGAGCACGAUUGAGCGGCAGAGCAUCAGCGAGGUCAUGUAGCCGCGGGACGACUAGCGGAGUUGCGGAGCAGAUGAUCAACGUGCGCGAUUUCCAUCCCGCUGUGCCGGGCGGCUAGUAGAUGAUUAGCACGACGGAAGGGGUGGAGAGGAGGAAUAGACCGGGGCGUAUGCUGCUGCCUUGACUUGCCCGGGCCCGAAAAGGGUGCCUGAAGUCCCCUACACGCCAAAGACACGAUGCCUCGAAUCACAGAUCGCCAAGCGUACUCGUGGUUGUCACCCGCCCGCCCACCCCGCGCUUCACACCACUAUAC